AUGGGCAAGAGUCUCUUCGACAAGAUCCAGGCCAAGCUGGAGCUUCUCCGCCUUGAGAAGCGCUACACCCGCAGCCGUCAUCGACGCUCGGCCUUCGUCUCCAACGCCGUCUACGUCGACGGCGAGUACAUCUACCAGAACAGCACUGGCUCCUCCACUUCGUCCGAUGCCACCGACCGCUCCAACGCACUACACGGCGACAAGGCUGGGCCCGGCUUCACCGUGACUGCCGUGCCUCCCGUUGCCGAGACUCCCAGCUCGGCUGCUGCCAUGCCAUCAUCCACACAGCCCACAGCAACGGCUGAGCGCAAGAGACUGAACCGUUACAGCUCCAUGCCCGGCUUCGGCGGCACCUUUGAGAAGCAAACAACCAAGGCAGAGCGAAGAUUAAGCAUGAUCCGGUAG
Molecule: messenger RNA, 405 nt
Organism: Clonostachys rhizophaga
Lineage: Eukaryota; Fungi; Ascomycota; Sordariomycetes; Hypocreales; Bionectriaceae
Source: the annotation of a GenBank genome assembly